UCCCGGCUCCCGGCUCCCGGCUCCCGGCGCGGAGCUGCUCCUGAAACGACGCGCUGCCGAGGCCGGUGGGUGUGAGGACGCGGGAGGCAGUGUCGUCGGAUCCGCCCACAGUCCGUAGCCCCGCUGAGUCCGGAGGCCGCCCGGAUGGAGCCGCCGCUCCCGGUCGGAGCCCAGCCCCUUACAUGCCUGCAUACUGUCGAGGGUAUGGAGAUGAAGGGUCCGCUCCGGGAGCCCUGCGCCCUGACCCUAGCCCAGAGGAACGGGCAAUAUGAGUUAAUAAUCCAGUUGCACGAGAAAGAACAGCAUGUUCAAGAUAUCAUUCCUAUAAAUAGCCACUUCAGAUGUGUUCAAGAAGCCGAAGAAACUCUUUUGAUUGACAUAGCUUCAAACAGUGGCUGCAAAAUUCGGGUUCAGGGGGACUGGACCAGAGAACGCCGCUUUGAAAUCCCUGAUGAAGAACACUGUUUGAAGUUCCUCUCAGAGGUCCUUGCUGCUCAGGAGGCUCAGUCACAACUUCUUGUUCCAGAGCAAAAGGACUCAUCCAGCUGGUACCAGAAAUUAGACACUAAGGACAAACCUUCCGUUUUUUCAGGGCUUCUUGGAUUUGAGGACAAUUUUUCAUCUAUGAAUUUGGACAAGAAAAUAAAUUCACCAAAUCAGCCUAUGGGGACUCAUCGGGAACCCCCACCCCCACCCCCUUCAGUGAAUAGAAUGCUUCCACGUGAAAAAGAAGCUUCUAACAAGGAACCGCCCAAAGUGACCAACACCAUGCGGAAGCUCUUUGUACCAAAUACCCAAUCUGUGCAGCGGGAGGGUCUCAUCAAACAUAUCCUGGCAAAACGAGAGAAAGAAUAUGUCAACAUUCAGACUUUCAGAUUUUUUGUUGGGACUUGGAACGUGAAUGGUCAGUCUCCAGAUAGCGGGUUAGAACCUUGGCUGAACUGUGAUCCGAAUCCUCCAGAUAUCUACUGCAUUGGAUUUCAAGAGCUAGACUUAAGCACAGAAGCCUUUUUCUACUUUGAAUCUGUGAAAGAACAAGAGUGGGCUAUGGCUGUGGAGAGGGGUUUGCAUUCCAAAGCUAAGUAUAAGAAAGUUCAACUAGUCCGCCUUGUUGGGAUGAUGCUUCUCAUAUUUGCCAGAAAGGAUCAGUGUCGAUAUAUUCGUGAUGUUGCUACAGAAACAGUUGGAACUGGAAUCAUGGGGAAAAUGGGAAACAAAGGCGGGGUAGCUGUGAGAUUUGUAUUUCACAAUACCACCUUUUGCAUUGUCAAUUCCCACCUGGCUGCCCAUGUGGAAGACUUUGAGAGAAGAAAUCAAGAUUAUAAGGACAUCUGCGCAAGAAUGAGUUUUAUGGUCCCAAAUCAGACUCUUCCUCAACUGAACAUCAUGAAACAUGAUGUUGUCAUUUGGUUGGGAGAUUUGAAUUAUAGACUUUGCAUGCCUGAUGCCAAUGAAGUGAAAGGUCUUAUUAAUAAGAAUGACCUUCAGAGACUCCUGAAAUUUGACCAGCUAAAUAUUCAGCGCACACAGAAAAAAGCUUUUGUCGACUUCAACGAAGGGGAGAUCAAGUUCAUCCCCACUUAUAAGUAUGACUCUAAAACAGACCGGUGGGAUUCCAGUGGGAAAUGUCGUGUUCCAGCCUGGUGUGACCGAAUUCUUUGGAGAGGAACUAAUGUCAAUCAGCUUCAUUACCGGAGUCACAUGGAACUGAAAACCAGUGACCAUAAGCCUGUUAGUGCCCUCUUCCAUAUUGGGGUCAAGGUUGUGGAUGAAAGGAAGUAUAGGAAAGUCUUUGAGGAUAUCGUACGCAUCAUGGACAGAAUGGAAAACGACUUCCUUCCUUCCCUAGAACUCAGCAGGAGAGAGUUUGUGUUUGAAAAUGUGAAGUUUCGGCAACUACAAAAGGAGAAGUUCCAGAUCAGCAACAAUGGACAGGUUCCCUGCCAUUUUUCUUUCAUCCCCAAACUUAAUGACAGCCAAUACUGCAAGCCAUGGCUUCGGGCUGAACCUUUUGAGGGCUACUUGGAGCCAAAUGAGACAGUGGACAUUUCUCUUGAUGUGUAUGUCAGUAAAGACUCUGUGACCAUCCUGAACUCUGGGGAAGAUAAGAUCGAAGAUAUUCUUGUCCUUCACCUGGAUCGAGGCAAAGAUUACUUCUUGACCAUCAGUGGAAAUUACCUCCCAAGUUGUUUUGGUACAUCCUUAGAGGCUUUGUGCCGAAUGAAAAGACCAAUUCGAGAAGUUCCUGUUACCAAACUCAUAGACUUGGAAGAAGACAGCUUCCUAGAAAAGGAGAAAUCCCUUCUGCAGAUGGUCCCCUUGGAUGAGGGUGCCAGUGAGAGACCACUUCAGGUACCCAAGGAGAUCUGGCUUCUAGUAGAUCACUUAUUCAGACACGCCUGUCACCAGGAGGACCUGUUCCAAACCCCUGGAAUGCAGGAAGAGUUACAGCAAAUCAUCGAUUGUCUAGAUACCAGCAUUCCUGAGACAAUCCCUGGCAGUAAUCAUUCUGUGGCUGAAGCACUGCUCAUUUUCCUGGAAGCCCUGCCAGAGCCAGUCAUCUGUUAUGAGCUGUAUCAGCGAUGUCUUGACUCUGCUCAUGAUCCUCGGAUCUGCCGACAGGUAAUCUCUCAGCUUCCAAGAUGCCACAGAAAUGUUUUCCGUUACUUGAUGGCAUUCCUUCGAGAACUCUUAAAAUUCUCUGAAUACAACAAUGUCAGCGCCAACAUGAUUGCUACUCUCUUCACUAGUCUUCUCCUAAGGCCUCCACCCAACCUUAUGGCAAGACAGACUCCAAGUGACCGCCAACGUGCUAUUCACUUCCUUCUGGGCUUUCUGCUUGGAAGCGAUGAAGACUAAGGCUUUUCCUCUUACUACUCUCCGAGACUGUAGAGGUAGAAGAUCUUGGACUCUAAGUAUUUCAGAACGAUUUAAAAAGUCAUGCCACAGGAAGGAUCUAUUGCAGAAUUUCAAGUUCUGUUUAUAGUGCAAAAGGAAGAGUUUCCUAAUCCCUCCUUUACCAUAUCCUACACAGCAAAAUACUUUUAGACUUAUAUUGCCAAGCCAAAGUUACCAUAUUUUGGUGUUUUUGUGUUUUCUCUUUAUAAGGCAGAGAGAUCUGUAUUUACACUCCUUUACGUAGGGAUGUGUGUAUUGCCCUCCUACCCAAUUGUCAUGAUCGUCCUUUGUACCCUAGGCCUAGAUUCUGAAAUGUUCCCAUUCUAGGCCUACAAACACUACUUGCUGUAGCUCAGACUCAUCUGUUGUCCUUCAUAUAAUGCACUUUUGAUCCGCACCCUCCCCCAUAUCACUCCUUUGCACCCCACUCCCCUCAUUCUAUCACUUUGAAUGGAGUCUGGGUGAGGCUAGUGACUCUUUGGGUGUCCUCAACAGUGAGUUCACUGUCUCCAUGUGGUUGUUACAUGCAUUUGUGCAUUUCUACUACAGUGGCAUCUUUAUGUCUCUGUAACAUUGGCCUUUUUGUGGAUCCGCACUGGGUGGAACCAUAUUCUCUUAUCUGAGAUCACAUUUAGUAGCAUAACUUUUAGAGACUAUUAGAGAUGACAUCCCAUUGAUGUGAGAGAUCGUGAUCCAAAUGGAAGCUCUUCAAGUAUUUCAGGAGUGAGUAUUCAUAUUUAACAGGUCCUGCUUCCCACUAUCCCAUUCCUUGUAUGAUUCAAAUUUUACAUGAGGCCUAAUUGUGGGUGUCUGUGAGACCCAUCUCCCACUUAGAAAUCCACCUCCAGAGCAACACUGGCACCACAGUAAAAAAGAGAGUCUGCACCUCAAGCAGGCUUAUCUAGAGCUAUUGCUUCGUCACACAGCAAGGGUAUUGAGGAUGACCCUUAGAACCCCUUCUCUGGUCUUCUGAAAUACCAAGAUGUCACAUCUUCUCUCAGCAGGGCCGACUCUGGGCUGUACAACCAGCUCCUGCAGGUAAAGGGUUUAGAGAUGCCCCUUGGCUCCCAAUUGCUAUAUCCAGUGCUGUGUAAAAGAGACAGGCUAGUGGGACCAACCAUGCACCUUACCUCUUCCACCCAAGAUGACUCUCUGAACUUUUCAUUUAUUCCAGGCUCCAUGGGAGAGCCUUUUUUAAAAAAAUUAAUCUGCGUUGGUUGACAAAUAAGCCACCAGCCACUGACUGCAAAACUGCCUGAUGCAGUUGGCUUCCUCCUGGUUUUCUUUAGUUAAAACCACCCAGAGAUGACUCAUUCUUGCCUGUUAACAUUAAAAGCAAAGAGCAUAAUGUACAGGCUCUGUAUAUGAUCUUGGACAUUGACUCUUCUAGUGCAGCCAAGGUACCACCACUGAAUGGCUCUCUAAUUCCCCCAUCUCUUGAAAGUUGAGUUAUUUAGCAAAAAAAAAAAAAAAAAAAAAGGUAUGUAUCUUAUAAUAUAUUGGCUAAACCCUUUCCUGAUUGGGAGUUAAAGAAACAGGAGUUAAUUAUUAGUGCCAAAUAGCUAAAGAUCUCAUAGGUCAGGGACUGGGUGUUAAACUUAGUUAAUGAAAGACUGAGAGCAGAACAGUUUUGUCAUCUCUACUUGUUCAGAAAAUGAUCACAAAAAGAGGCAGACAACAGAUAAUACAGGGAAAUACCUUUCCCGGGCCCAUUUUCUAAUAUAUUGCCAACCUGGAAUCUUUGGAUGAUCAAGGAUAUGGUUAGUGGAGGCUCUGUGCAGCACAUGUGUGGUGUCCUGUCUCUUUCUCCAUCAGGUCAAAGCACUAAGUCGGUUUACUGCCUCAGCCUUUUUUUCAGCUUGUCCUGGAGCAGGGUUGAGAAUUUUAGACAAUCUCUAAGUAGGGGAGACAAGACACAGACCAGACUUACGAAAUCUGCUUCCCUGUUGUGCCUGUUCCACAUCCCAACCCAUAAUUCCUAAGUCCUCUAAGGUACUAGUUCAUAGCUCCUCUGAAGUCAGGAUUUCGGAUCCAACUGGUAGAGAAGGACUCUGCACCUGUUAUUUUCAGGAAGAAAUGGUUUAAAUCCAUGUGAUGACAUUGCAUUCGUCUCCCUUUCACUGUUUUCUUGUUCUGUAAUUGUUUGUUAUAUAUCCCAAAAAUGUCUUGAUCACUAAGCAGAGCUGCUAGUGGGAUUCUGUAUUUUGUGUCAUCUUUUUUUUAAAUUAUAAUUUAUUGCAAAUUUUUUUCUGAAUAAAUAUGUUGUGUGAAAAA
Molecule: messenger RNA, 5172 nt
Organism: Carlito syrichta (Philippine tarsier)
Lineage: Eukaryota; Metazoa; Chordata; Mammalia; Primates; Tarsiidae
Gene: OCRL
Product: OCRL, inositol polyphosphate-5-phosphatase
Exons: 24
Coding region: 145-2859 (904 amino acids)
Biological process (GO): signal transduction; phosphatidylinositol dephosphorylation
Cellular component (GO): cytoplasm; membrane
Molecular function (GO): phosphatidylinositol-4,5-bisphosphate 5-phosphatase activity; inositol phosphate phosphatase activity
Source: RefSeq, a predicted model, not a curated record